UGUCGCAGGAUCAGGAGCAUGAAGCUUGAAUAAAAGGGUUCGCUGAAAUGUUACAGCGGAUCUGAGAGAAGGUGAACGUGUGCCGAAAUAAGGUUGGUCAUUAAAAUAGACGUAUUCUUCGUACACCUACACAUAGCUUACUAGGACUGCUCGAACUCACUUUCGUAUUUUGUUUCCUAAGACUAAAUAUCAGAGGAAAGGCUCAGGGUCGUGCCUCAACAUUGAUGACUCAAUUACCAGAAAAUAGACGUAUUCUUCGUACACCUACACAUAGCUUACUAGACUGCUCGAACUCACUUUCGUAUUUUCCUAAGACUAAAUAUCAGAGGAAAGGCUCAGGGUCGUGCCUCAACAUUGAUGACUCAAUUACCAGACAGAAAUAUCUCGUAGAAGUGCUCUAGACUAGAAUUUAUCACUCAAAAAGAAGAGACUAAGACUAUGCGACUCAUUUAUUCCUGAAGAUCUCGUAACACAAGCUGCUUACACGAGAUACCCCCGAAUUCCUCAUGUUACACACCCGAAGUUCCAGCAGCCCACAAAACCCAUUUCAUUUUCUAGUUCACUUUAUGCGGAGAAAGAUAAACUCAUGUUGGAUAUUUAUUUUGAUAGAUCAUUUGAUAGUGCUCGAAUGAAAGAUAAUGACAGUUGUUACGUGCACUGCACAUCAUUUUUUAUAUAAGCAGCGAAAAGUUUCCGAAGUGGUACACAACACGACGGGAAACGAUCUGCGCACACAUGAAGACACCUUGAGUACUAACCUCAGUCACGACAAGAUAGAUUUAGAUAUACAUCGAUCAGGAACUUAUAUAUGAGAUACGAGUGGAAACAGCGUAAAAUUGGAAAUUGCUACAUAGUCCUGGUGCAUUCCUAGCUGAAACAGUUUUUGAUUCGAUGAGUACAGCACAUCAUAGCGGGACGCAUACCAAAUGCAACAGUUUUUAUGGGGUACCCUGUACAGCGAAUACGAUGACGGGCGAGAAAGUCAAUGUGGUAUUUACUCGAAAUUAACGAUUCUAAUACAGUUCGUUGCUCUUGAGUUUAUCGGCACGUAAUGAAUCCAAGAUAUAAAGUUUCAGCAUUACUGUAUCAACUCAACACGACAAAUAUUUUAAACGGUACCGCACUCUCUCGCUCUUGACGAUUAAACCGCACUAGACUCUGUGACUUACUACUCUACUUCUAACACUCCUAAUAAUCGUUCGUGCUCUAUUAACGCAAGUUUCGUUUGAAUGAUUUGUCACAAUUCCACUAACAUGUUAAUGCGCCCAUCUGGUAUUUUCCUCAGAAGUUUAAGGUAUAGUUGUAGCUAACAAAGGUAUUAAGUUUAUCCUUCCUGGUGCAUGCAAAGAAAGAGAAACUCCAAGAGGACGGCCGCUCGGGGUCGUUCAGAGGUUUUCUACUUCAUCACGCUUCUUCAAUCGUGAAUGACAUUCAGUGAAGAAGAAGAGGACAAUGGAUGCUCUAUUUCAUGCUAUCUAUCAGCACCGAUUCUUCGUGAUGGGUCGAACUCAAAUUCAGCAUUGAGAGGUACACGUUCAGAUAAGCAUGGAUGAUUUAAUGUCAAAGUACCACGUUAACAAAUUUUUGAAAAAUUCUAAAUAAAUUUUUCAACAUUGAAAUAAAGCAUGGAUGUAGGAACGUCAGUCACGCUUCUCGAGUGAACUAAUAUCGUGGCACGCUGACUGAUAUUAAGCGGUGAUGUGACGGCAGUGCUUUCGUGUGCGCGGAACUGACGACAAGUGGUGAAAGAACACUACGAUGGGAGGCUUGGCUUUUGCGCUUCAAAGUUAAUAUAUAAAUAUCUAUCUGAUACUUUGCUUAUCGAUGAGUCAAUCAAGGAAAACUAUUAUCUUCGUGAUUUUUGUAAGAGACAGACGGGCUUACUUAAUUAUGCUUGCUCUGUUAUAUUUACACGGAGGGAAGUGCCUGUCUGACCUGGUAGGCUAACGAGGAGUCUGAUGUAACUAAGACUGGUUUUUUACUUGUAUUGAUUGAUUCUGCAUUAUGACACAAAGGCACUGGCUAAGCAGCGUGAUAAAAGAGCAGAAGGAGGGAGGUCAACGGUGUCCACAGACCUCCUUGAAGCAGGUGGCGGACUCUGUCGUAGUUUUGCAAGAGAGCAUCUCUAUUGCGCGAAGCAACGCAUUGGCACUGAUGCAUGCCUCAAGCAAAAUAAAAGUGAAUGGAUGACAUGGAAUGAAUCAGUUGCCUUUCUUAAAAAUUCAAAGCUUUGGCGCGUCGAUACAUACCGAAGAGAUGUCUUGAUCUGUUUGAUAGGUAUUUUUAGAACUAAGACAGAG
Messenger RNA from Amoebophrya sp. A25, 2300 nucleotides. NCBI's taxonomy places the organism in Eukaryota, Dinophyceae, Syndiniales, Amoebophryaceae. The record is from the annotation of a GenBank genome assembly.